AGACAACCUCCGAGUGAUUCCCUUAACGACGGGCAAUGAUACCUCGCUGCAUCACCACGUGGGAAGAUUUCAUCUACAAUGUCCGACAUGAAGCAUCCGAAUCUCGAUAUUAUAAAUACUGUGCCCAGGUGGCAGCAGAGACGAUCGCGAUGGCCAGCAAUCCUCUUCUUCUGCCUCAUUGCGACCGCCAUCAUGGUCUUCCUCUCUGCUGCCGUCCUGCUCUCCCUGGGCAUCGGCAUUUCCGCUGUUCCCAAUGUCCCCAAGUCCACCGACAAGAGCCCCAUUAAGAACGUUGUUGUUCUGGUGCAGGAGAACCUGUCCUUUGACAACUUCGCCGGAGGUCUGACGUACAACGACAAGAUCGACGGUCUCGUCAACCGCGAGUACUGCAAUCCCUCGAAUGUCUCAGACCCCCAUUCCAAGCUUGUCUGUGCGAAGCCGAUCGCCAAAAAUGUUGCACCGGACGAUCCGGAUCACAGCAUUAGCGGUGGUAACAUGCAGGUCUACAGCAACUAUCACCCUAACAUGGACAAGGAUACGCCCAACAUGAAUGGCUUUGUCUCCGAGCAGAUCCACGCCUACGGCACCCAUGAUUUGUCCCGCGCGGCAGAGGUCAUCAACUACUACACCCCCGAACAUGUGCCUGUCUUCAAUGCCAUGGCUGAGAACUAUGUUCUCUUUGACCGCUGGUUUGCCUCGGUUCCUGGCCCAACCAACCCUAACCGGGCCUAUCUCACCUCGGGAACCUCCCACGGCCAUGGUCAGAACGACGACGCUUUCUUGACCUCUGCUCUGCCUCAAAAGUCUAUCUUUGAGCAGCUGUCCGAGGCCGGCAUCAGCUGGAUCAACUACUCCAACACCACCGACUUCCUGCCCGACGCUCUGUUCUACGAAUGGACCGCCAAGUCCGGCAAGGGCGAAACCAACGUCAAGCCCAUUGACCAAUUCUACAAAGACGCCAAGGCAGGCACCCUGCCCCAGUUCACCUGGAUCAACCCCGAGUGCUGCUCGUACAUGUCCUUCCACCCUCCCUCCCCCAUCAACAUGGGCGAGAACUGGAUCAAGGGCGUCUACGAGGCCCUCCGCUCUUCCCCGCAGUGGAACGAGACUCUCUUCAUCCUCACCUUUGACGAGCACGGUGGUUUCGCCGACCACGUCUCGCCUCCCGAGGACGUUCCCGCCGGUGAUGACCUCACCUACACCGAGACCGCCGGCGACGGCAAGCCCACCACCUUCCACUUUGACCGUCUCGGUAUCCGUGUCCCCACUGUCCUCAUGUCUCCCUGGGUGGGCAAGGGUAUUGUCCAGAACAAGCCCGAUGGCGAGAGUGGCGAGUUCACGCACACUUCCAUUCUCAAGUACGUUGCUGAGCUGUGGGACUUGGACAUUCUCACUCCUCGUGUGCAAUACUCGGCUAGCUUCUCGAGCUUGAUUACCAACAAGCACCGUGAUGACACUCCUGAGACUCUGCCUAACCCGGCGGACUUUUAGAUUAUGAUUAAUGAUGUUUAAUAUUAUGAUAUAUAAUGCAUGUUGAGGGGAUGGUUAGAGAACCAUAUACCGACUACACAUACAAUGUGAAUACUGAGAUAAAUGAUAAAAACCCAUUCAUAUAUAGUUUAUACAGUUGAAUUUUUAUUAUCCUGACAACCUAGAAAAUCUUUACUUUAAUAGUACUUUGAUUAAUACUACUAUGAGAGGUCCACCUGA
Messenger RNA from Aspergillus wentii DTO 134E9, 1710 nucleotides. RefSeq names its product putative phosphatidylglycerol specific phospholipase. Gene Ontology annotation, molecular function: hydrolase activity, acting on ester bonds. The record is from RefSeq and is a predicted model, not a curated record. Gene Ontology annotation, biological process: phospholipid catabolic process. Bases 193 to 1491 code for a protein of 432 amino acids. NCBI's taxonomy places the organism in Eukaryota, Fungi, Ascomycota, Eurotiomycetes, Eurotiales, Aspergillaceae. The transcript has a single exon.